GGCCGCCGGCGGACCCCGGCCGGGCCCGCGCUGCCCCGGGCUGAAAAGACGCCGGUGGCACCCAGCCCCGCCGACCUCGGGCCGGGCCGUCCACCGGGGCCGCCCUCGGGGCCGCCCCGCAGCCCUGGGCGCCCGCGAUGGUCCCGCACGGCCGGCCCUGAGCCCCGCGCUGGUUCGGGGCUCGGCCUCCUCCAGCCCCCACCCCAGGGAGCCGACACCAACUUCUGCUCUUGAACUCCGCUCUGCCUCCUUCUUUUGGCCCAGGGCGACCUCGGCAACCAGACCGCGGCAGACCCUCCUGAGUGCCCAGAAAGGCCCCGGGGUGGCCUGGCGCCUCCCCGGCACUUUCUGGAUGGAGGCGCCUCGGGAAGGUGCUGGCUGAACGCUUUGGCCUUCACCUUCCAGCCCCUGCUGACCACACCUCCCCUAGUGCAGAGGCUGCGUGAGGAGCAGGAAAUGCUGUACCAGCACAGCUGGCUCCCUGGGAUCUCGGUCUGACUGCCAGGAUGGAGGUAGGGCCAGCAACCAAGACCUUCGUGCUGGAGCUUCGGUGUCUUGAAGAUGGGGGCUCAGGGCCUGACACCCUCUCAGGUGGCAGCGGUGGGAGUGAGAGUCAGGAGGAGGAAGAGGCUCAGGAGAGGAACAGCAGCCCACCGCGGCCAGCAGUCUCAGCCCCGACGGGGGCCGGUGCAACCGCUGAGGGAGCCCCGCCAGAACAGCAGGAGUUGCAACCCCAACAGUUAGAACAGCAGCCAGAGCUGCAGCAGCAGCCACAGCAGGAGCAGCUGCAACAGCUGCAGCCACGAGACCAAGUGUCAGGACAUCAGCCAAACUUGCAGCAGCAACAGCAGCAGCAAGACGGGCAAGAGCAGCCGCCUCGACCACAGCCGGGAAAACCCCAAUCUGUGCAACAGGAGCCACUGAAACCACAGCUGCAGCUGAUGCAACAGCAGAAACAGUUACAAGAGCAGCACAGGCAAGAGCACCAGCUGUCACAGCAACAGCAGGAACAGUUCCAGCAGCAGCAAGAUGGGCAACAGCAGCUGCCUCGACAGCAGCCAGAACUACAGGAAAAUCCCCAAUCUGUGCAAUAUGAGCAGCGGAAACCACAGCCGCAGCGGCUGCAACAGCAGGAACAAUCACAGGAGCGGCAAGUGCAAGAACAGCAGCUGUCACAGCAACAGCGGGAACAGUUACAAUCUCAGCAGCUGCCACCACAACAGCAGCAGUUGCAACAGCAGUUACAGCAGGAACAGUCACAGCUGCAGCAGCAGGAACAGUUACAGCAACAGCAGACACGGUUACAACCACAGCAGGAACAGUUACAGCAACAGCAGACACAGUUACAACCACAGCAGGAACAGUUACAGCUGCAGCAGCAGCAACAGUUACAGCUGCAGCAGCAACAGUUACAGCAGCAGCAGCAGCUGCAGCAGCAACAGUUACAGCUGCAGCAGCAGGAACAGUUGCAGCAGCUGCAGCAGCAACAGUUGCAGCAGCAGCGGCUGUUGCAGCAGCAGCAAGAACAGUUACAGCAGCAGCUGUUGCAGCAGCAGCAAGAGCAGUUGCAGCUAUUGCAGCAGCAGCAAGAACAGUUACAGCAGCAGCUGUUGCAGCAGCAGCAGUUACAGCAGCAGCAGCUGCUGCAGCAGCAGCAAGAACAGUUGCAGCAGCAGCAGCUGCAGCCCCGGCCACUGGAGCCGGAGGAGGAGGAGGAAGAGGUGGAGCUGGAGCUCCUGCCGGUGGACCUGGGGUCGGAGCAGGAGCUGGCGCGGCAGCAGGAGCUGGAGCGGCAGCAGGAACAGCGGCAGCUGCAGCUCAAACUGCAGGAGCAACUGCAGCAGCUGGAGAAGCAGCUGGAGCAGCAGGAGGUGCAGCUGGAGCUGAGCCCGGUGGAGCUGGGGGCCCCGCCGCCGGAGCUGCAGCUGGAGCUGACCCCCGUGCCGCCGGAGCUGCAGCUGGAGCUGGUGCCCGCCGCGGGGGGCGGCGCUGCCGCCGUCCCGGGGACGCCCGCCGCGGUCGUGGUGGCGCCCCCGGGCUACGUGGUGCUGCAGGAGCUCAUGGUGCUGCCGGCCGUGUCGGCGCCCUCGGUGGUGGCCAUCCCGGGCCCGGCGGGCAGCGCGGCCCUGACGCCGGCCCGGCAGCGGCGGCGGCGGCGCGCCCGGGACCGGCCGACCAUCUGCGGGGAGUGCGGCAAGGGCUUCAGCCGCAGCACGGACCUGGUGCGGCACCAGGCCACGCACACGGGCGAGCGGCCGCACCGCUGCGGCGAGUGCGGCAAGAGCUUCUCGCAGCACUCGAAUCUGGUAACGCACCAGCGCAUCCACACGGGCGAGAAGCCCUACGCGUGCCCGUACUGCGCCAAGCGCUUCAGCGAGAGCUCGGCGCUCGUGCAGCACCAACGCACGCACACGGGCGAGCGGCCCUACGCCUGCGGCGACUGCGGCAAGCGCUUCAGCGUCUCGUCCAACCUGCUGCGCCACCGCCGCACGCACUCGGGCGAGCGGCCUUACGUGUGCGAGGACUGCGGCGAGCGCUUCCGCCACAAGGUGCAGAUCCGCCGCCACGAGCGCCAGCUGCACGGCGCCGGGCGCUCCCGGGGCCUGGGCCUGCUCCGCGGCGCGCGCGCGGCCGCCGGCGGGGCCCCGCGCGCCGAGCAGGCUGCGGACAAGGCGCCGUGACCCCGGGCGGGGGCCGAGGUCGGGGAGGGCGCCGCUUCCCCUUGCUCCCCACCCGGGAAGCGCCGCGCCCGCUAGGACGUCUUGACCCAGUUCCGGGGUCUCGGGACGUCCUGGAAUAUCGC
Molecule: messenger RNA, 2803 nt
Organism: Balaenoptera musculus (blue whale)
Lineage: Eukaryota; Metazoa; Chordata; Mammalia; Artiodactyla; Balaenopteridae
Gene: ZNF853
Product: zinc finger protein 853
Exons: 3
Coding region: 507-2681 (724 amino acids)
Biological process (GO): regulation of transcription by RNA polymerase II
Molecular function (GO): RNA polymerase II cis-regulatory region sequence-specific DNA binding; DNA-binding transcription factor activity, RNA polymerase II-specific
Source: RefSeq, a predicted model, not a curated record